This is a messenger RNA of Pecten maximus, 721 nucleotides long. RefSeq lists its product as uncharacterized. The record is from RefSeq and is a predicted model, not a curated record. The coding region runs from base 10 to 366 and encodes 118 amino acids. The transcript has 4 exons. Lineage: Eukaryota; Metazoa; Mollusca; Bivalvia; Pectinida; Pectinidae.
UAUUUUUUAAUGCAGUUACAUUUAUAUGUUAGGUAUGCAGAUGAGAUGGGAUUGCCCCAACCUGUUGCACCACGUGGACGUGACAGCUUUCCACCAAUAUAUUUACCUGGAAGUGAAACCUUUCUAUCUGUCCAUAAGAAAUACAGCCAAGUAUGUCUUGAAACAGAAAACCGAUGCCUAUCUGAGACCACUUUCAGAAGAAUAUGGCACCAGUGUCUCCCACACAUCCAGUUCAUGUCCUGCAAGACAGAUGUAUGUCACAAAUGUGAAUCCUUUAGGAAUCGGAUACAGAAGGCCAUCACUGAGGCAGAUAAAAUGGAGGCCAGCACAGACUUUGCAGAACACAUUUCAUCAGCCCAAAAGUAGAGAGACCAUUAUCGACAAAAAUGUCAUGCUGCUAUUGCAGGUCUUCAUGGUCAUCCGAAGUCUACUGUUCCUGUUCCUCCAACAUCCAUGGACCUAAAAGAUGUCCACUACACAUUUGAGUAUGCUCAAAGUGUACUUUUGCCCAGUCAUUGCAGACAGGAAGGAGCUUUGUACUUCAGCUAAUCUAUUUGGUAUUUGCAAUGAUGGUCGGUCCCUGCAAACAAAUUAUUUGUUCGGCGAGGAUCACUCCAUUGGUCUGUAUGGUGCCCAGAGCCACUAGGCCAAUGCUGUUGUAUCUAUGUUGCACCACUUCUUUGAAUACCAUUGGGAAGAGAAAAAAAUGUGUACUUGAAUG